This is a messenger RNA of Danio rerio (zebrafish), 4738 nucleotides long. The record is from RefSeq and is a predicted model, not a curated record. Lineage: Eukaryota; Metazoa; Chordata; Actinopteri; Cypriniformes; Danionidae.
AAAACUUUCAGAGGGAACUAAAGAAAGUCAAAACUCCAAACAGGAGCGAGAGAAAGAGCAAGCAGAGCAGAGGAUCAUCCGCAAACAGCAGCACAUCUCUGCGGACAACCGUGGUUCAGUAAAGUCCUGAAGAGUCUCCGUUCUCCAGUAGUAACCCUGACCUGAGAGAAGAACGAGAUUGCGGUGGAUGUACGAGCGCUUAAGGGCAGAAGAAAUGAGCAGAGGAACAGUGAAAGAGCCGCACGGAUGCCAGCGCAACUUCACCCUGAUCUGCGUGCUGCUCGCGCUCAGCUGCGGCGCAGAGAUUCCCUCCGAUCCGAGCGUUGUGUCCUCCUCCAGUUGGAACAUGUCCAGGGCAGCUGAAAGAGAUCACUUCCUAAGGCUGGACGCUCCUAUGAAUAACAUUACUACUUCCCUCGGACAGACAGCUGAGUUGCAUUGCCACGUUUCGGGGACUCCAUCACCCUCAGUCCGCUGGCUUAAAAACGAUGCCCCUGUGGUUCAGGAGCCACGGCGGGUCUCGUACAGACCGACUCCGUACGGCUCGCGCUUGAGAAUCAAAAAUCUGGACACCACAGACACCGGCUACUUUCAGUGUGUGGCGACCAACAGCUAUGGCACAGUGUCAACCACAGGAAUCCUGUUUGUCAAGUUUGAUCCGGCUCCCACACCUCUGCCUGGACGACCUUCACCAGAGGAUUUUGACGAGGAGGGUUUCUGCCAGCCAUACAGAGGGAUUGCGUGCGCUCGCUUCAUAGGAAACAGGAGCAUUUUUGUGGACUCGCUGCAGAUGCAAGGCGAGAUUGAGACCCAAAUCACAGCGGCAUUCACCAUGAUUGGCACCUCCAAUCACCUGUCCGAUCGCUGUUCCCAGUUUGCCAUCCCAUCCCUGUGUCACUUUGCCUUCCCGACAUGCGACCGCAGCUCUGGCAUGGACAAGCCGCGGGACUUAUGUAAAGAUGAGUGUGAGAUUCUGGAGAAUGACCUAUGUAAAACUGAGUACAUCAUCGCUCGAUCAAACCCUCUCAUUCUUAAACGACUCAAACUGCCUAAAUGUGAAGAUCUGGCCACUUUGGACAGUCCCGAGGCUGCAAACUGCAUGAGGAUUGGCAUUCCUAUAGCGGAGACCAUUAAUAAAAGUCACAAAUGUUACAACAACAGUGGUUCAGACUACCGUGGCACUGUCAGUGUGACUAAAUCUGGUCGUCAGUGUCAGCCGUGGAACUCUCAGUAUCCCCACAGUCACACCUUCCUGGCCAUGCGUUAUCCAGAACUCAACGGGGGACAUUCCUACUGCCGCAACCCCGGAAACAAGCACGACGCUCCCUGGUGUUUCACCCUCGAUGAGGCUGUGCGCAUGGAGCUCUGUGACAUUCCUCCAUGCGAUUUGCCCAAGCAUGGCAGCAGCAGCAACAGUAUGGGAAUCCUGUACAUCCUGGUACCAAGUGUGGCUAUACCACUGGCUAUUGCUCUGCUGUUCUUUUUCAUCUGUGUUUGUCGAAACAACCAGAAAGCCUCACGUCCACCAGCACCACGUCAGCCCAAACCCGUUCGUGGCCAGAACGUGGAGAUGUCCAUGCUCACAGCCUACAAACCAAAGAGUAAAGCCAAGGAGCUUCCUCUGUCUGCGGUACGCUUCAUGGAGGAGCUGGGCGAGAGUGCCUUCGGUAAGAUCUACAAAGGCCACCUGUACCUGCCUGGCAUGGAGCACGCUCAACUUGUGGCCAUAAAAACCCUGAAGGACAUCUCCAGUGCACAACACUGGGGCGAUUUCCAGCAGGAAGCAUCCGUCUUGGCAGAACUUCACCACCCUAAUGUGGUUUGUCUCCUGGGUGUAGUGACCCAAGAGCAGCCCGUCUGCAUGCUCUUCGAGUUCCUGGCCCAAGGCGACCUCCACGAGUUCCUCAUCAUGCGCUCUCCACAUUCAGAUGUGGGCUGCAGCAGCGACGAAGACGGCACUGUCAAGUCCAGCCUCGACCACGGAGACUUCCUUCACCUGGCCAUUCAGGUGGCGGCUGGAAUGGAAUACCUGGCCAGCCAUUUUUUCAUCCACAAAGAUCUUGCAGCCCGUAACAUCCUAGUUGGCGAACAACUGCACAUCAAAAUCUCCGACCUUGGGUUGUCUAGAGAAAUCUACUCCUCUGAUUAUUACAGAGUCCAACCCAACACCCUCCUCCCUAUUCGCUGGAUGCCACCAGAGGCCAUAGUUUAUGGGAAAUACAGCACAGAUUCUGACGUUUGGGCGUUUGGUGUGGUUUUAUGGGAGAUCUUCAGCUUUGGUUUGCAGCCUUAUUAUGGCUUCAGCAAUCAGGAGGUGAUGGAGAUGGUACGAAAGAGGCAGCUGUUGCCCUGUCCAGAGGAUUGCCCUCCUCGCAUGUAUGCCCUGAUGACUGAGUGUUGGCAAGAAGGUCCUGCUCGCCGGCCGAGAUUUAAAGACAUCCAUACACGUCUACGGGCUUGGGAGGGUCUGUCCUCUCAUGCCAGCUCCAGCACACCAUCUGGAGGCAACGCCACCACCCAGACUACCUCUCUGAGCGCAAGUCCUGUCAGCAACCUCAGCAGCCCACGCUAUGCCGGCUACAUCUAUGGGGCUCCACAGAGCCUUCAACCUGGACAGAUUACAGGCUUCAUGGCGGCACCAAUGCCACAAAGCCAACGUUUUAUACCUGUGAAUGGAUACCCUAUUCCUACGGGAUACGCCGCAUUUCCUGCUGCCCAUUUUGCUGCAUCUCAAGGCCCACCACAGGUGGUGCAGCAUUGCCCUCCACCCAAAAGCCGGUCGCCCAGUAGUGCCAGCGGCUCCACCAGCACGGGUCACGUGACCAGCGUGCCCUCCACAGGCUCCAAUCAUGACGCCAACACACCACUGCUUUCUCAUUGUGUCACUCUGACGCCCAUGACAGCAGUGCCAGGUGGUACACUGCCAGUUUUUGGACAUAUGGCACAGAAGGCCAUGCAAAUAGACCCAAGUCAGGCGGCACUGCUGGCUGACACUAACAGACUGAUGUACAGCGAAUCCAUCAUCACUGCAGAUUUGUGAAUACUCGUUUUGUCCUGUACAUUGAUAAUUAUUGAUAUUUUAAUGUCUGUUCUUCCUUGUAAAUAUGAAAUAGCCUGAACAGAAUGCGAAAGUUUAUAUUUUAUUGUGUGUUUUUAUAAAUGUGUCUUAAAGGAAACUUGUAUAUUCACAUAUUCUCUGUGAAGCUCCAUGCCACUUUUUUUUUUUUAUAAAUGUGGCAGAACGGCCUUAAAAUGUGCUUUUUGUCAAACAGGAUUUUUACAUUUAUUUUUCAAGGUUAUUUUGGACAGAGCUGUGGCUUUUUUGUCUCUUUUUUCACUUAUUGAUGACUUGAACGCUUCAGACUGUCUCUGUUGUGGCAGUGGCCUUUUGGAUGAAUUGAACAAGUUAAAAUACAUUAAAGCGAUAGUUCACCCAUUUACUCACCCUCCACGUGUGACUUGCCACAAACGGGUUUCUCUAGAAUAUAUUUUGGAAACCCCAAACUAUUUACUUCCAUAGUAUUAGCUUUUCCUACUAUGGGAGUCAAUAAUGGCCACAGAUUUCUAGAAUUCUUCAAAAUGUUUUCUUAUGUGCUCAACAAUAGACAGACGAACUAUCCCUUUAAUGUUGCAGAUUCCGAAUUAAAGGAAUAGUUUUGCAAAUAUAUAUAUCAACCAGGGCCUUGAUAUAGAAAAACAUAUUACUUUAAUCAUGGCCACCAUAUGUGCCUUUUAUUAUGAAUUCAGGGAGGAAAGUAAAGUUUUGAUAAAGUCAGAAGUGUCUGAUAAAGUCUUAGUCAAAUGAUUUCAAAGUAAAAGUCAUAUCAGGGCUGCAUCUGAAAGUUUAUCUUUCAGAAAAACAUUUGCAUUUCAUCCUGAAAGUGAUUUCAGAGAGGCUACGCAUUCAUAAAACAUCAAAAUAUAGAGAAUUUUUGAUAACUUAGCAAACAUUUAAACACAAGUUGACAAAAAAUACAUACAAGUUUAUGUGCUGACCCCAACUGGUCAGAUGUAUUUUCCCUUUCAUCUCAAAUUGUCUACAUAUACGCUACAUAUAUGAUAUUUAAAUCAGGAUGUUUCAUCUAAAUGCGUCAACCUUCACGUUACUGUGUGGCAAAGCAUAUGUGAAAACGGCCCUUUAACUGAUGCAGAACUUUUUUUAAUAUGAACUCCUUACUACCUAUAGAAUGUAAUACCUAACAAUUCCUCUAGAGGUCAGUGUCGCUCUUUGACUCUGAUUGAAUGAAGUUUUUAUUUGUCUCUCAAUUAUACUGUAUGUGUCUGCUAUUUUUCAAUCUUCACUUGAUGUUUGAUAUCUGUCUCCAAGUUUGUAGCUUGUUUAAUCUCUUUACGCAUCACAGAAAUAGGGGUUAAACCAAUCGGAUCAUUUUCGUAAGCAGCUGUAUGUCAUUUUCAUUCUCUUUUUGGUUUGUUGCUAUGCAACUGUUUAAUUCAAGCGCACUCUUUUCCUGUGAUGAAGACAAUCAAGAGUUUCUCUUUUAUGCAGGGUACAGUGUUUGUGAAGACAUGAUUGCUUUAUGACCUAUGAAAUGCCUUAUGGACAAUCUCAUGAUGCGUCAUGACAUUUCAUGAACAGACAUUAUGCAUGAAAAACGGAUUUGUAGAUCAAUGGUUUAUUUUUAUAUGAUUUGUCACACAAUUUUACAUCAAUAUUGCAGUCUUACUAUAUGUCUGAACAUAAAGUGUGUCGACAAUAUAAAAGCCACUUAAAAAAACA